Messenger RNA from Cheilinus undulatus (humphead wrasse), 1023 nucleotides. RefSeq names its product ADP-ribosylation factor-like 2 (gene arl2). The record is from RefSeq and is a predicted model, not a curated record. Bases 97 to 651 code for a protein of 184 amino acids. Gene Ontology annotation, molecular function: GTPase activity; GTP binding. The transcript has 5 exons. Gene Ontology annotation, cellular component: cytoplasm; microtubule cytoskeleton. Gene Ontology annotation, biological process: protein folding. Lineage: Eukaryota; Metazoa; Chordata; Actinopteri; Labriformes; Labridae.
AAUGCCGCUUCUGGAUGAUAAAACGACCUCGUACUAAAGUAUUACUCUACAAUAAGCCUACUUUGUCAAACUAAAGUUACUCAGGACUCCAUCACCAUGGGCUUGCUGACGAUUUUGAAGAAGAUGAAGCAGAAGGAGCGGGAAAUGCGACUGCUAAUGCUAGGUCUGGAUAACGCGGGGAAGACGACCAUCCUGAAAAAGUUCAAUGGAGAGGAUGUUAGCACCAUUUCACCAACACUGGGCUUCAAUAUUAAAACCUUGGAGCACAGAGGGUUCAAAUUGAACAUUUGGGAUGUAGGAGGUCAGAAGUCACUGCGCUCCUACUGGAGGAACUACUUUGAGAGUACAGAUGGUCUGGUGUGGGUUGUGGACAGCGCUGACCGACUGAGACUGGAGGACUGCAGACAUGAGCUGAGUUCACUGCUGCAGGAGGAGAUGUUAGCCGGUGCAACUCUUCUGGUGUUUGCCAACAAACAGGAUUUACCAGGAGCAUUGUCAAAAGAGGCAAUAAGAGAGGCGUUGGCCCUAGAUCAGAUCAAAACUCAUCACUGGUGCAUCAUUGGUUGCAGUGCAGUAACAGGAGAGAAUUUGUUAGCUGGAGUGGACUGGCUAUUAGAGGAUAUCGCUGCAAGGAUCUUUACCACUGACUGAGAGUAUGAUUUUUUUUUUUUUUUUUUAAACCUCCAUAUGGGAAACACAGACAAGUUAACAGCAUCAUUGGAUUCUGAAGAUUAAGCCUUUUUUUUUUUGUUGGAUGACCAGCUCCGAUAUUGGUGCUGCCUGUCUGUGACUGCAGAUUCCACCUGGAUUUUUAUGUGCUAAAAUGUCUCAAUAGGGCAUAAAGCAGGAAAAGCCUUUAAAUGUGAAAACUUUGCUCAGUUGAGUAAAUGAACACAUUAAAACAGUAGGUUGCUUUCACGUAGUAUACACAUACACAUAGUAAUGAUCUAACUUGAUUGCAGUUUUUGUUUACUUUAAAAACUUUUGUUGCAGCAGACCAUUGGUUGAUUUGUGCCUCUUUUC